Stegastes partitus (bicolor damselfish) is the source of this 2129-nucleotide messenger RNA. RefSeq names its product kelch-like family member 36 (gene klhl36). Gene Ontology annotation, molecular function: cullin family protein binding. The transcript has 8 exons. The record is from RefSeq and is a predicted model, not a curated record. Bases 58 to 1917 code for a protein of 619 amino acids. Lineage: Eukaryota; Metazoa; Chordata; Actinopteri; Pomacentridae.
AGAUGAUUGUUCUAAUCAUCAGUGUCUCCUCCAGAUGAAUCCAGUCUGAGCCACGUCAUGGACAAACCGAGCCGAGUGUGUCGACCGCAGCGCAUCAGCGAGUCCUCCAAGGUGUUCCGGUGGUCCGAUCAGGCUGCAGAGCUGCUGCAGGGCCUCGACCAGCAGCGACAGCUCAGCGUCUUCUGUGACGUGGUUCUGGUGGCAGACGACCAGCGGGUUCCGGCCCACCGAGCCCUGCUGGCCGUGUCCAGCCCGUAUUUCCACGCCAUGUUCACCCUGGGGAUGAAGGAGGAGCACCAGCAGGAGGUGGAGCUGGUGGGGAUGUCCUCCAUCGGUCUGAAGGCUGUCGUGGACUUCCUGUACAGCGGAGAGCUGCCGCUGGACGGAGGAAACAUCGACCACGUGCUGGAGGCUGCACACCUGCUGCAGGUGUGGCGGGUGGUGGACUUCUGCUGCCAGUACCUGGAGCGGGAGGUGAGCGAGGACAACUACCUGUACCUGCAGGAGCUGGCUGGGCUCUACAGCCUGGAGCGCCUGGACGUCUUCAUCGACCGCUUCAUCCUCGCUCGCUUCGCCACGCUGUCCUUCACCCCCGACUUCCUCCGAGACGUUCCUCUGCACAAGCUCAGCUCCUACCUCUGCAGCGGACAGAUCCAGCACGACAGCGAGCAGGCCCUCCUCCAGGCCGCCCUGCAGUGGCUCAGCCAGACGCCUGACCGGACCGCCCACGCCCGCCAGCUCCUCUCCCAUAUCCGCUUCCCCCUGAUGCCGGCGGGGGACCUGGUGGGCCGGGUGCUGCCGGCGAUCCGGGCCCUGCUGCCGGAGGAGGCCGGCUGUGAGGCGCUGGUGGAGGAGGCGCUGGGGUACCACGGCUGGCCCAGCGCUCAGCCGCUGCUGCAGACCGGCCGCACCACGCUGAGGGGCGGGGUGGAGCGGCUGCUGCUGAUUGGAGGAGAGGCGUCAGAGUGGGGGGAGGAGCUCAGCGCCAACGUGUGCCGGCUGGAUGGUGAAACAGGAAGUUGGGUUGUGGAGACGGAGCUGCCGGCCCGGCGGAGUCACCACUGCCUGGCGGUUCUGGGGGGCUUCAUCUUCGCCUCCGGGGGCAGCUCGUCCAGGGACAACGGUGGAGACGCUGCCUGUAACCUGCUGUACAGAUACGACCCCCGACACAACCAGUGGACCCGGGGAGCGCCGAUGAACCAGCGGCGGGUGGACUUCUACCUGGGGGCGGUGGGGGAGUGUCUGAUCGCUGUGGGAGGACGGAACGACACCGGAGCCCUGUCCUCUGUGGAGGUCUACUGUCCGGCUGAGGACUGCUGGUCCUACGUGGCUGGACUGCCCAGGUUCACUUACGGCCACGCUGGGACGGUCCACCGAGGCGUCGUCUACAUCUCUGGUGGUCACGACUACCAGAUCGGGCCGUACCGCCGAGACGUCCUGAGCUACGACCCGUCACGGGACGGCGACUUGUGGGUGGAGCGCCAGCCCAUGUCGCUGGCCCGCGGCUGGCACUGCAUGGCCUCCCUCGACCACCUCAUCUACGCCAUCGGAGGCAGCGACGACCACGAGGACACCACCGAGCGUUUCGACAUCCUGCAGGUGGAGUCGUACGACCCUCGCGGCAGCCAGUGGACCCGGGUGUCGCCACUGCUGCUGCCCAACAGCGAGGCGGGGCUGGCCGUGUGGGCGGGGCGGAUCUACGUGCUGGGCGGCUACAGCUGGGAGAGCAUGGCGUUCUCCAGAACCACGCAGGUGUUCGACCCGGACAAGGGCUCGUGGUCCAAAGGGCCCGACCUUCCCAAACGCAUUGCCGGCGCAUCGGCCUGCGUCUGCACCGUGAAGCCUCCGCCGACUGCAGUCUCGCCGGAGAAGAAGCAGAUCGGCCGAGGGGUGAAGGGGCGGUCACAUCCAACGUAGCAGCAGACAAACGGACUCCUGAGACCUUCAGCAGGACACCGGUGGGUUCUCGUCCUCAGCCAGAGGCAGAGCAGCUACAGGAACAGCAAAGUCAGCCCACAUGGUGACAUGAACAUCUGCUGCUUGGUCCUUCGUCUCUGGUGUCCUUCAGCAUUCAGGAGCCUCUCUGUGUUUGUAAAGCCAUAAACUAAGAGCUUGUCGCAGCAUCUCCA